AUGACAUCAACAACAUCACUGCCUUCAGUGACAACCAAGACGGUCUCACAGCCCGCUGCUGACUUUGGCUAUGAUGGCCUUUUUGCAACGACUGACAUUGAGCCCGGCCAAGAUGUGCUCCACAUCAAAACACCAUUCGCGGCAGUUCUAGACUCACCGAGAUUGGAAGAUCAUUGUUCCUGCUGCUUUUCACCGGAGAGGGAGAUAAGGGAGGGCGCGGUAAAGAGAUGUACAGGAUGCCGUGUCGAGUGUCAAUCGAAAGACUGGAAGUUUGCGCAUUCAAGUUUGCGCAUUCUCUUGAAUGUCCCAUCUUCAGGAAAAUCGAGCCAGAGGUGCUUCCCACCCAUGUCCGACUUCUACUGCUAUAGUGCUGCGCAUUGA
Molecule: messenger RNA, 381 nt
Organism: Penicillium bovifimosum
Lineage: Eukaryota; Fungi; Ascomycota; Eurotiomycetes; Eurotiales; Aspergillaceae
Exons: 2
Coding region: 1-381 (126 amino acids)
Source: RefSeq, a predicted model, not a curated record